Molecule: messenger RNA, 966 nt
Organism: Menidia menidia (Atlantic silverside)
Lineage: Eukaryota; Metazoa; Chordata; Actinopteri; Atheriniformes; Atherinopsidae
Source: the annotation of a GenBank genome assembly
AUGGACAGAUAUGAGGGGCCGUUCAACUUCAUCUCCCUCCGUGCUCAGCUCCCUCUCAACGCCUCGAUUGACAUCAAUGCUACGGUGAAAGCUUUCAGUGUCUUUGAUGGGUGUGAGCAAUACGUAGAGGCCAUCUUGUUUGACCUCAUCCUUCAGAUCGUCAAUGUUGUAAUCGGAAUCCCAGCAAACCUGCUCGUCAUUGCCAUACUCAUUCAUAAUCGUAAACAGCCCUCCACUUCAGAUAUAUUUCUGGGCUGCUUAGCUUUUAUGGAUGCUUACUUUGGUACCAUUGCCCCCCUGGCCUUUUGCAACCUUUACAUCUGGCACAGCAAAGAGGUUUGGUCAGCCAUUAAGUUUGGCUAUGGCAUAAAAGAUACCAGCGGCCCGUUGUUUCUCUCUUGUAUCUGUCUGGAUCGCUUUGUGGCCGUGCUCUUUCCUAUCACUUUUGGACAGCUGAAACAUGUCAAGUACAGGUUAGGCCUCACAGCGGUGGUGCUCAGCCUCACUUUCGCCUACUCAGCAGCCAAAAUGGUGGGAGGCCUCCCAAACUUUGAGAAGGUGUUCACCGGAGAGAUCUUGGCAACGUUCACGUGGAUGCUUGUGUGCAACAGCAGCAUCCUGUGGGCCCUCAAGAAGUCUCGGGGCGCAGGGAAAGACGAAAUGCACCCUAUGAAGAAGAAGGCUUUCAAGGUGGUGCUGUCAAUCCUUUGUAUUAUCGUGUUUAACUACCUGCCACCUGUUGCAAUAUUCCCAUUUGAAGACUUUUACAGUCCUGAUGUGUUUCGCUGCUACGUGCAGCCUGCAGGUUUCGCCUUCUUGAAUGUAGGUAGCACCAUCCAGCCACUUGUCUACUUGUCUCGUCUGGAGAAAGUGCCUUUCCUCCCGGAGGCUUGCAUUAAGAAGUGUUCCUCCUGUGUCACUAGAGAGAACAAGAAAUCUGCACCUUCACAACAGCCAUCCACUUAG